CUGAAAGACCACAAUGCAGAUGCUCGUCAGCGCGUCAGAACUCCCAACCAUCUUCACAAUGGCAGACAGUACACCCCAAUCAACACAGACCUACACUGGAACCUGCCUCUGUGGCUCCAUCAGCCUUGUACUUACACUGCCUUACGACCUCCAUGCCAAACCUCAAGGUCACAUAUGCCAUUGCAUAAACUGCCGCAAAUUCUCAGGCUCGGCGACAGGGCUUGCAUGCCUCAUGUUACCUACGUCUCAGGUCCAGCUCCAUGAUCCGGAGGGGAAACUCAAGACUUUUAUCGACACAAAAUCUCGAAGCGGUAGAACUGUUGGGAGAUCAUUCUGUGGCGAAUGUGGAAGUCCAGUGGGCGGACCGACGCGAACGGAGCCAUCUCUGAGUGUCAUUGCGCUCGGUCUGUUCGACGAGGUUCCUAAGCCCGUAUUUGAAUGCUUUUCGGCGCAAAAGGUAGACUGGGCCAAGUCAUCGGUGGAGGCAAGUAAGCAGUACGAAUAUGUUGAUGAAAUUGAACAGUACAUGGUGGGAGUAUUUGCAGGAACUGGCUAUUGAAUUGACAGAAGUAUGCUUUUGUAGAGUUCCAGAAAGAUGACAUGUUGUAGAGGUGAACUUGAA
Messenger RNA from Cercospora beticola, 622 nucleotides. Its product is annotated as GFA family protein. The record is from RefSeq and is a predicted model, not a curated record. Lineage: Eukaryota; Fungi; Ascomycota; Dothideomycetes; Mycosphaerellales; Mycosphaerellaceae. Gene Ontology annotation, molecular function: carbon-sulfur lyase activity.